This is a messenger RNA of Xyrauchen texanus (razorback sucker), 436 nucleotides long. RefSeq names its product thioredoxin, mitochondrial-like. NCBI's taxonomy places the organism in Eukaryota, Metazoa, Chordata, Actinopteri, Cypriniformes, Catostomidae. Gene Ontology annotation, molecular function: oxidoreductase activity, acting on a sulfur group of donors, disulfide as acceptor. The coding region runs from base 1 to 417 and encodes 138 amino acids. Gene Ontology annotation, cellular component: cytoplasm. The record is from RefSeq and is a predicted model, not a curated record. The transcript is spliced from 3 exons.
AUGCGUUACUUUCGUGAUAUCGUCUGGAGAGAUGCACGAGGUUCAAAAUUCCUCGAGGAAGCCCAUUUACGCUUAAAGGAAGACCUGUCACUAGAUGAAAGAGCGGCUCAGGCCAAAGCGUGGCCUUUAGAAGGCAAAAAAACAUCAUUCGCUAAUGCCUUUUUCUUACAUCAAAGGUGGUGUGGUCCCUGUAAAAUUCUUGGUCCACGGCUGGGAAAGGCCAUCGCCAAACAGAAAGGUCGGAUCGCCAUGUCCAAAGUUGAUGUCGAUGAGCACACAGAUCUCGCCAUUGAGUACGGGGUGUCGGCUGUUCCCACGGUGAUAGCGAUGUGGGGCGGUGAUGUCAUCGACCAGUUUGUGGGCAUCAAAGAUGAAGACCAGCUGGAUUCUUUUGUGGAGAAGCUGAUUGGACAGUAAAGCUGUCAGUCACUGCACA